AUGGCUCCCAAGAAGACCGCCGGUGCUGCCAAGGAGAACGUCUCUCUCGGUCCUUUGGCCGGAGAUGGCAAGCUCGUUUUCGGUGUUGCCCGUAUCUUUGCCUCCUUCAACGAUACCUUCGUUCACGUCACCGAUCUGAGUGGUCGCGAAACCAUCUGCCGUGUCACCGGUGGUAUGAAGGUCAAGGCUGACCGUGACGAGUCUUCCCCCUACGCUGCCAUGUUGGCUGCUCAGGAUGUUGCUGCUCGCUGCAAGGAGCUUGGCAUCAACGCCCUCCACAUCAAGAUCCGUGCCACUGGUGGUAACGGCACCAAGACCCCCGGUCCCGGUGCUCAGUCCGCCCUCCGUGCUCUUGCCCGUUCCGGCAUGAGAAUCGGCCGUAUCGAGGACGUCACCCCCACUCCCUCCGACUCUACUCGUCGCAAGGGUGGUCGCCGUGGUCGUCGUUUGUAA
Messenger RNA from Aspergillus tubingensis, 453 nucleotides. RefSeq names its product 40S ribosomal protein uS11. The transcript is spliced from 4 exons. Gene Ontology annotation, molecular function: small ribosomal subunit rRNA binding; mRNA 5'-UTR binding; structural constituent of ribosome. Bases 1 to 453 code for a protein of 150 amino acids. Gene Ontology annotation, cellular component: cytosolic small ribosomal subunit; ribosome. Gene Ontology annotation, biological process: maturation of SSU-rRNA from tricistronic rRNA transcript (SSU-rRNA, 5.8S rRNA, LSU-rRNA); translation; ribosomal small subunit assembly. The record is from RefSeq and is a predicted model, not a curated record. Lineage: Eukaryota; Fungi; Ascomycota; Eurotiomycetes; Eurotiales; Aspergillaceae.